UCCGUUCAGAUUUGUGUAGAAACACGGAGCUCGGUGUUCCGGUGGACGCAGGCUCACCGGGAGGCGUUUGAGACUCACGGGGAGGAGCCGCUCUGAUUUUCGGCGCUGACCUCACGAAGGCAGCGUACAUCGUUUUUCAGGGAGAUUCUUCCAAAUAGCCAACUUUAACGUUUCCUCGUCUCUCUUUUAAGAAACAACUAAAAACUCAUAUUUUCAGAUGAGUUUUUAUGCGCUGUUAUUUUGUUGUGAAGCACUCUGUGAUCCUUGUCUUAUAUUAAUAUAUAUAUAAAUACAAUUUUACUUACUUUUAUAAUGUGUUCUUAGGGUGCUCGUCUUAUGGGAAAUAGCUUUGCUACAGAAACGGAAGGACGCCCUAAAGUGAAUGAAUUUUGAAUAGAGUCUGGUUGAAGCCGCUCCGGCUCCUCUGAGAGCACACGGCGAGGUUAGUUCGUGUUUCCAGACCUCGGCCUGUCUGUUCUACGCUCAUUAAGCUGUAAACCGGAGGGCUGACUCCUUAUCUACCUGGCAGUGGAUCAUGCGGGUCUCUCGGGUCUCUGCCGGCCUCUUCCUCACUGAUCUGGACUCGGCUCUGAACGCCAGCGUGUUGACCAGCAGAAACGUCACUCUCAUCGUCAACGCCAGUGGGCUCGAGGACAUUUCCUACCCUCAACUGGAUGGUCUGGAGGUGCUCCACGUCCCCGUCCAGGACCAGCCUCAUGCCCCCCUCAGAGAGUACUUCGACCUGGUAACUGAAUGGAUCAACCAGAACCAAACGGGGGCGACUCUAGUCCACUGCACCGCCGGCAGAAGCCGGUCACCUGCGCUGAUCAUGGCCUACCUCAUGAGGUCUCAGGGUCUCAGCCUCCGUCGAGCUCACGAACUUGUUCUGGAGCAGCGACCAUUUAUUCGACCCAACGCUGGUUUCUGGAGGCAGCUGAUGGACUUGGAGAGGACCCUGUUUGGUAGGAACACGGUGAGGAUGGCGAGGACACCAGGCGGCGUCCUUCCAGAAGCUCUGGAGGACUCGGACGCCGCAGCGGUGCACUGCCUGAACGUCUGAUGCUGGCUGGCUCUGCAGCGUUUUCAGUGUGAAGCGCUCUGAGGAACUGCUUCCACGUGCUCUUCCUGUUGUUGGGAGGAGCUUAUAAACCUGUGCAUAUUUCUGCUGUUCUCUGGGCCUCAGGGUGCUGCUCU
This is a messenger RNA of Pelmatolapia mariae (spotted tilapia), 1194 nucleotides long. Its product is annotated as dual specificity protein phosphatase 14. The record is from RefSeq and is a predicted model, not a curated record. Lineage: Eukaryota; Metazoa; Chordata; Actinopteri; Cichliformes; Cichlidae. Gene Ontology annotation, molecular function: protein tyrosine/serine/threonine phosphatase activity. Gene Ontology annotation, biological process: protein dephosphorylation. The transcript has 3 exons. The coding region runs from base 536 to 1060 and encodes 174 amino acids. Gene Ontology annotation, cellular component: cytoplasm.